UCUAUGUUUGACAUACGUGGUGUUUCUGAAAAUGUACUAAAAGAUUUAUCAAUAGCUGUGUCCUUUAUUUAUCCACCACAAUGUAUUGUAUAUAAUGAUAUACAAAAGUUAUACUAAAUUGUAUUAAAUACAUUUUAAGCUUUAAAUUAAGAAUUAUUUACCCUCAUGAAUCAUUUCAUUUGGCCACCAUUGUGUUUCAUGAAAAUAGCUAUUGCUUCUUGUUCUUAAACCACAUAGGCCCCUUGACAUUUUGGCCACAUAAUAAGCUCCCUAAUUUGAAUGUCAUGCAAAGAGUAAAGUUAAAGUGAAACUGAAGGUUAUAGCUGUCAUUAACCUUUCUGAAUGACAAGACAGGCUCAUACUAUAUUUUAUUUCCAUAACAUGAAUAAGCUUAAAAUGUUAUGAGGAGUUUUCUUAUUUAUCUGUCUUCUAAUGUGCCUGUAUCUCUUUUACAGCACUAUUCAAUACAGCCCAAACUCUCCCAACCACAAAUCCAGACUACAGCACAACAAUUCUCCUUUUUCCCUUUAAUUAUUCUAGCACUGUUGGCCAAGCUGAUACUACUCUCUCCGGUGUGACACCUGCUGUAUCUCACAGUCCACAGUCUACUGGGACUCAACCAUCAGCAACAACCAUCAACAUCUCCCAUCCUAACCCAACUUCUCCAUCCAGCACUCCUGUUUCUCCCACAGCUAUCUUCACUCUUGCCACAACUACUCCCAAUAACACUCUACUUCCCCCUACCAAUACCACAACCCCUCAAUCAAGUACGCUUACUAUGACUACAGCUCCCUCCUCUCCUGCCACAAGAUCAAGUACUGCAGUUACUACUGAAGCUACUGUCUCCUAUAAUACAACUCCUCCAUCAACUUCUCCCAAUACCACUCUAUUUCCCCCUACCAAUACCACAACCCCUCAAUCAAGUACGCUUACUAGGACUACAGCUCUCUCUACUCCUAACACAACAUCAAGUACAGCAGUUACUAUUGAGGCUACUGUCAAUUAUACUACAACUCCUCCAUCAACUACUCCCAAUAACACUCUACUUCCCCCUACCAAUACCACAACCCCUCAAUCAAGUACGCUUACUAUGACUACAGCUCUCUCUACUCCUGCAACAACAUCAAGUACUGCAGUUACUCCUGAAGCUACUGUCAAUUAUACUACAACUCCUCCAUCAACUACUCCCAAUACCACUCUACUUCCCCCUACCAAUACCACAACCCCUCAAUCAAGUACGCUUACUAUGACUACAGCUCUCUCUACUCCCGCCACAACAUCAAGUACUGCAGUUACUCCUGAAGCUACUGUCAAUUAUACUACAACUCCUCCAUCAACUACUCCCAAUACCACUCUACUUCCCCCUACCAAUACCUCAACCCCUCAAUCAAGUACGCUUACUAUGACUACAGCUCUCUCUACUCCUGCGACAACAUCAAGUACUGCAGUUACUCCUGAAGCUACUGUCAAUUAUACUACAACUCCUCCAUCAACUACUCCCAAUACCACUCUACUUCCCCCUACCAAUACCACAACCCCUCAAUCAAGUACGCUUACUAGGACUACAGCUCUCUCUACUCCUGCCACAACAUCAAGUACUGCAGUUACUCCUGAAGCUACUGUCAAUUAUACUACAACUCCUCCAUCAACUACUCCCAAUACCACUCUACUUCCCCCUACCAAUACCUCAACCCCUCAAUCAAGUACGCUUACUAUGACUACAGCUCUCUCUACUCCUGCGACAACAUCAAGUACUGCAGUUACUCCUGAAGCUACUGUCAAUUAUACUACAACUCCUCCAUCAACUACUCCCAAUACCACUCUACUUCCCCCUACCAAUACCUCAACCCCUCAAUCAAGUACGCUUACUAUGACUACAGCUCUCUCCUCUCCUGCCACAACAUCAAUUACUGCAGUUACUACUGAAGCUACUGUCAAUUAUACUACAACUCCUCCAUCAACUACUCCCAAUACCACUCUACUUCCCCCUACCAAUACCUCAACCCCUCAAUCAAGUACGCUUACUAUGACUACAGCUCUCUCUACUCCUGCGACAACAUCAAGUACUGCAGUUACUCCUGAAGCUACUGUCAAUUAUACUACAACUCCUCCAUCAACUACUCCCAAUACCACUCUACUUCCCCCUACCAAUACCUCAACCCCUCAAUCAAGUACGCUUACUAUGACUACAGCUCUCUCCUCUCCUGCCACAACAUCAAUUACUGCAGUUACUACUGAAGCUACUGUCAAUUAUACUACAACUCCUCCAUCAACUACUCCCAAUACCACUCUACUUCCCCCUACCAAUACCACAACCCCUCAAUCAAGUACGCUUACUAUGACUACAGCUCUCUCCUCUCCUGCCACAACAUCAAGUAUAGCAGUUACUACUGAAGCUACUGUCUCUUAUACUACAACUCCUCCAUCAACUUCUCCCUAUACCACUCUACUUCCCCCUACCAAUACCACAACCCCUCAAUCAAGUACGCUUACUAUGACUACAGCUCUCUCUACUCCUGCCACAACAUCAAGUAAUGUAGUUACUCCUGAAGCUACUGUCAAUUAUACUACAACUCCUCCAUCAACUACUCCCUAUACCACUUUACUUCCCCCUACCAUUACCACAACCCCUCAAGUCCCACUAAAAUGCUUCAACGGUGGCAUGGUGCAAGAUGGAGUCUGCAUCUGUCCAGAUGAGUGGAGUGGUGACACCUGCUCUAUUGCUAACUUCUGUAAUAAGACUCAACUGGAAGAUUUCGAGUUCCCACAAACUGUAGUUGGCUGGUUCGCUUACUCUUCACAGAUGUGUCCACCUCGUACAACCAACGCUGGUAUUUCCAGAGCCUCAGCCAGGUGCUCGUACAACAAUGGAAACCCAAAAUUUGACUCCAUUGAAAAAAUUGAAUGUGAAUUAACCCUUGAGAAUAUUCAAGCCAAUGUCACGGUUUCACUUGGGGCAGUGGAAGCACAGCAGCUAGCAAGCAGUACACAGAUCCUUACUUCAAGACCAGAGCAGCUGACGGCCUCAAACAUCACUUCCGCAGCGCAGAUAGUAAAUACCAUCCUGUCCAACAGCAUCAACAUUACAGAGGGGAUAGCUGAGGCUGCUGUGACAACAAUUAGUCAGUUACUGGCUGCUGAUCCUCAACAGUUCUCUGAGCAAAGCAAUGCCACCGUAGGUCUAACAGGAACCUUGGAAAGGUUUUCAGUAAGUCAGAGUCAUAAUGCAUCAUUGGUGGUUCAGCCCAGACUGGUGGUUCAGUCUACUCAGGUGCGAAGUGACCAGACAGCAGGCAUCCAAUUCAGUGCACUCUCUGGCACAUCAAAUAACUUUACAACAAACAGAAUACAACUGGAAAAGAACAUCUCAGAAAUUGGAAAUCCUCAAAUUCCCUCUGAUGUCCAGAUUUUCAUCAGACUUCCCCCAGAGCGGAGUCAAAAUGUUAGCGUUGGUUUUGUGCUCUAUGAGAACGACCUCCUCUUCAGGUCAAAAGCCUUCCAGCCCUCACUUGGCACUAGGAGGAUGGUGAUCUCUGGAAGUCUAGGAAAUGUCAAAGCCGAGCAAGUGAACUUACGGUUCACACCCAUGAAUGUGUCUAACAAAGUCCUGCAUGACUUUGCCUGUGUGUCCUGGGACUACAGCCUAAAUGACUGGAGCACCCAAGGCUGCUCCAAAGUGAACCUUUCAACUGGGGGUCUCCAGUGUCGCUGUAACCACACUACUAACUUCGCUGUGCUGAUGUCUUUUAGGGCAGAUCCGAAGUAUGCUGAGGCACUGAGUUUAAUCAGCAUUGUGGGGUGCUCUUUGUCUAUCGUGGGACUGAUAUUGACUAUAAUAUUCCAAAUUAUUACCAGAAAUUCCAGAAAGAGUGCUCCCACAAUCCUCCUGGUCAGCAUCUGUGUGUGUAUGACCAUCUUUUACUUCCUCUUCCUGUUUGGAAUGAAUAACCCCAACGCCAGUUUAGACCGGGACAUCAGAGCGUCAGUGGAAAACACCAUCCCGUCCUCUGACCUCCACCAGGAGCCUGACAAAGGGCCCUGCACUGCACUCACUGCCCUGAUGCAGUACUUCCUGUUAGCCACCUUCACCUGGAACACACUCUACGCUGGGCACAUAUUCGUACUCAUCAGAAAAACCCUCUCAGGUCCACCUAGAGGAUUCCUGGCGGUGUCCAUAGCUAUAGGCUGGGGAUUCCCUGCUGUUGUGGUUGCAAUCACACUAGGAGUGACUUACAGAGUGGAUGAUCCUUUGGGCUAUCGACGAGAAGAGUUCUGUUGGCUUGCGGCUCUGAACCAAGAUGAGGAGUUUGACUUUGGAAAGCCAUUUUUUUGGGGCUUUUUGCUUCCAGUAGCUAUUAUGCUGCUUUUGAAUGCUGCCGUGUUAAUAUACUUUGGAAUUUCUACAUGCAAGAAGGAUCCCCUGUUAAGCAGCACAAGCAGCACCUCACUGAAGAAGUUGUUCAUGAGCAGCUUCUCUCUGGGGGCUCUCCUCGGCCUUACUUGGGUUCUGGGCUACCUGGUAAUCUCUACCACUGACCCAACACUGAGCAACAUCUUCAGCAUAUUAUUCUGUGUGUGUAACACCACCCAGGGCUUACAGAUCUUCAUUUUGUUUACGGUGAGGACAGCGAACUUCAGGAAGAUGUUCCUGUCCAUCACACAUUCAGUAUCCGUUCCUGAGAUUGGUCUCCACAGACAGAUGUACGUCCUGCAGGACCUCAAGAAAGGCUCACAUGAGCUGUCAAGAAGUGCAGACACAGUCCAGUCUGACGGAACUUUCUCACAGACCAUUUCAUACGUUUAGUCUUCACAACUGUGAAGAGUUUAAAAGACUUUGUGCGCCAACACCAGACUAAGGCUGAUCAGAUGGCAUCUCACUCAUCAUUAAACUCCUCAUGAUGCAUACUGCCUCCAUAAUCAUCAGCCUUUCCACUCCCAGCCAAUCAGACAUGAAUGACAGACACCACACGUCUGGAGCAAAUAAUAGCAAAUGACUGAUCAUCCCCGGGUUCGAAUUACGCUGAGGCCUGGGAUGGCCCUUAGUUCUGGCCAGGGCAUCCUUAGU
Messenger RNA from Clupea harengus (Atlantic herring), 5065 nucleotides. RefSeq names its product adhesion G-protein coupled receptor G7-like. Gene Ontology annotation, biological process: cell surface receptor signaling pathway; G protein-coupled receptor signaling pathway. The coding region runs from base 779 to 4804 and encodes 1341 amino acids. Lineage: Eukaryota; Metazoa; Chordata; Actinopteri; Clupeiformes; Clupeidae. Gene Ontology annotation, cellular component: membrane. Gene Ontology annotation, molecular function: G protein-coupled receptor activity. The record is from RefSeq and is a predicted model, not a curated record. The transcript is spliced from 15 exons.